AUGGCGGACGACGAGGGGGUCCAGGUUCUCCUCGUUUUCCUCGGGCCAGGUGGCCGGAGGGGGUCCGGGCGCCCCGAGGUAGGUCCCCCCGAGCUGGCGUCCAGGACCCGCGACGAACUCCCGGGCUCGCCGGGCUCCGAGCUGCGCGCCCCCCGCACGGAACAGCCCCCAGCCCCGGCGGCCCGGGCGGGCAUCCCGAACGCGGCUCGGAGGCGCGCGCGCCAACUUUCACCGGGCGACAACUGUUGCAACCUGCGGAAAGUCACCGCGCCGGGAGCGGGCGAGGAGCGCAGAGCCCGCCGGCCGCCCCGCCGCGCGCUUCGGCCCGGGGGCCCCGCACCGCCGACCGCGAGCCGCGGGACCCCCGCACCGCCGCGCGCAGCCCCGAGCGUGCGCACCUGCCCGCGCGCCGCGCUUCCGCCGGAGUUGGCGUCGGCCAAGGAGGCUCUUCAGGCGCAGAAGGAGGAAAAACGGUGCCGGGCAGAGCCUGUUUCUGACCAGAACGGUGGAUUUCGCCGCCAGCUCCGAGCCCACCGCGCGCCACAGCCACCGGAGCGCAGCCGGGCGACCGCCGGGGCCGGGGCGCCGCCUCCGCGGCUCGGAGACGGGGAAAGUGAGCGGCCGCCCCGGGAGACCCGCGCCGAGGGGCAGCGGCGCGGCGGCCAGGGGGCUGCGGCGCGGCGGGAGGGGCCGGCCGAGCCGCCCCGCUGCAGGCGGCCGCGGCAAAGAGCUCGCCGCCGCCGCGGCCACCGCCGCGCUGCCCGCUCGGCGCGGCAGGAGCGAAGGAGCCCCGUAACUGCGGGGUCUGCACGCCCGGCCGCCCGCGCGCAACCCGCACCCGGCGUUCCGCGCCGCGGCGGCGAGCGCCGCGAGCACCGGUGUGAUCCAGCCCCAGAGACCCUGCUGUUCCCUGCAUCGCCGGCCGCGGACGUGCGCGAGCGCCGCGCCCGCGCCGCCCCCUACCGCCGCGGAGACCCCCGGAGGGCGUCCGGGGCGGCGGGCACCCGCAGCCGCCUCCCGGAGCCGCCUCGGCCCCGGGGCCGGCGUCCCCUGGUGGCCGCGAGGACGCACUGCGAGCGACUUUCGGACCGAAUCGGCACGCUCCGCAGGGGCAGCAGCCCCAGGAGCCAGCCCUGGAGGCCCCGGGGGCAGCUGCCGCCGGUGCUGGGGCUGGCGCAGCCGAAGAAGUGGCGGCCCCACCGCUUCCCGGGGAGCCCGUCCCCGGCGAGGGCGCAGACGAGGCCCAGGGGGCUGCAGGAGUCUCCGGCCCCGAGCCGCAGGGCCAGCCGCAGCAGGCCUUCGAGGAAGCAGGAGCCGGGGGAGACGCGGCAGUCCCGCCCGUGGAGGUCCAGCAGCCCGGCGGGCCUGUCCCUGGGGUCCCGGCGCCCGAGGAGCCCGGAGCUGAUGACACCCUUCCCGGCCUGGGAGGCCCCGGCCCGCAGCCCGAAGACGCUGUGCCCGGGCAGCCGGAGCAGCAGCCUGCCCCGGGGGACGGUGACCGACCUCCUCUGCGGGCCUCUGACCUCGCUCCAGGCAGCCCCGGGGCGGGGGUCUUCCGAGCCGUUCCCCCGGAGCCCGCAGAUGCAGCCGAGGUGCCUGAGGGGGACGACAGCCCACCCCCCGGGCUCCCCCGCACUCUGCCGGGCUGCGGCGGCGAGUCCGUGGCUGCCGCGGUCGAGCAGCCCCCCCGCCGGAGCCCCCGCGCCCGGGGCCGCCCACCCAGACGGGCUGACAGCCCCCCUUUCCGAUUCGCGGGCGCCGGCCCCCCUGUGGAGAUCUCCGGACCCUCGCUCGAGAUUGGCAGCGCCCCCGCUGGGGUCGACGACGCUCCCGUCAACAUGGACAGCCCCCCAAUCGCUGCCGACGACCCGCCCACCGUGGGCUCCCGAGCUGCAGUUAAGAGCGAGCGAGCAGAGGGAGAGAGACCCCCAGUCGAGGGAGAAGCCGCGGAGAUGGAAGGAGGCACUCCCGCUGCCUCUGACGGCGGGGGAGACCAAGUCCCCCCAGCCCCUGACAGAGCCGCUGCCGCCGCCGCAGUCCUUGACGCCCCCGAUGCCGGCGCCCCCGAUGCCGGCGCCCCCGAUGCCGGCGCCCCCGAUGCCGGAACUCCCGAUGCCAGAGCCCCCGGAACCCAACCGGCCGCCGCCACUGGGGCAGAGCCCCCAGUCCUCACCAAGCCGGACACCGGCGCCGCCAGUGCCAAGCCCGGUGCCCGCGAAGACCCCCAGAGCCGAGCUGAGCCCGAUGCCGGGGCAGAUCCCUCUAGUGCAGUCAAGCCUGAUGCCGGAGAAGAGCGCGGAAGCACAGGUGAGCCUGGCGCUGGAGAAGACCCCCCCAAGCCCACUCAUGCCGAUGCCGGGGCAGCCCGAGCCGAUCCUGACACAGGAGAAGAUACCAAAAUCUCAGACGCUCCAGACCGCGGGGCCGACCCUAAGACCCCAGCCAAGUCAAAAGAUGCUGCUGGGAGAGACCCUAAGACCCCAGCCAAGCCAAAAGAUGCUGCCGGGAGAGAUCCCAAAAGCACAGGCAAGCCAAGAGAUGGUGCUGGGAAAGACCCUAAAAGCACAGCCAAGCCAAAAGAUGUUAGCGGGGCAGACCCCAAGAGCGCAGUCAAGCCAAAAGAUGUUAGCGGGGCAGACCCCAAAAGUGCAGCCAAGCCAAAAGAUGGGGCCAAGAGAGACCACAAAAGCACAGGGAAGCCAAAAGAUGGUGCUGGGAGAGACGCCAAAGUCUCAGGCAAGUCAAAAGAUAGUGCCGGUGCAGACACCAAAAGUGCAGGCAAGCCAAAAGAUGCAGGUGCAGACUCCAAAAACGGAGGGAAGCCAAAAGAUGGUGCCGGGGCAGACCCCCAAAAUGGCAGUAAGCCAAAAGAUGGUGCCGGGGCAGACCCCAAAAACGGAGGCAAGCCAAAAGAUGCAGGUGCAGACUCCAAAAACGGAGGCAAGCCAAAAGAUGGUGCCGGGGCAGACCCCAAAAACGGCGGUAAGCCAAAAGAUGGUGCCGGGGCAGACCCCAAAAACGGAGGCAAGCCAAAAGAUGGUGCUGGGGCAGACCCCAAAAACGGAGGCAAGCCAAAAGAUGCAGGUGCAGACUCCAAAAACGGAGGCAAGCCAAAAGAUGCAGGUGCAGACUCCAAAAAUGGAGGCAAGCCAAAAGAUGGUGCCGGGGCAGACCCCAAAAACGGCGGCAAGCCAAAAGAUGGUGCUGGGGCAGAACCCAAAAAUGGAGGCAAGUCAAAAGAUGGAAGAGACCCCCAAAACGGAGGCAAGCCAAAAGAUGGUGCCGGGAGAGACCCCCAAAGUGCAGCCAAGUCAAAAGAUGUCGCGGGGGCAUCUCCCAAAGUCGCAGUCAAGUCAAAAAAUGGAAGAGGCCAUAAAGGCGCAGGCAAGCCAAAAGACGGCUCCGGAGCAAAGCCCAAGAGCGCAGCCGAGUCAAAAGAUGCCGCUGGGGCAGACCCCCAAAGCGCAGCCAAGCCAGAAGAUGCCGCGGGAGCAGCCCGAGCCGAUUCCGCCAGCGGCGAAGACCCCCAAGACGCAGGCGCUCCUGACGCCGGGGAAAACCCCCCAGUCGGAGCAGAUC
Molecule: messenger RNA, 3579 nt
Organism: Sorex araneus (European shrew)
Lineage: Eukaryota; Metazoa; Chordata; Mammalia; Eulipotyphla; Soricidae
Product: titin-like
Exons: 8
Source: RefSeq, a predicted model, not a curated record